AUGGUGAGAUUUCUUGGGAUUAAAAAUCUGGCCCUCCUCUCUCUUCUGAUGGGCAUUACAGAGGCCCAGCCACCUCCAGCUUGUGGUCGAUUUAUCCCCUCUUCCCGAAUAGUAGGAGGUUCAGAUGCUGAGGUGGGUUCAUGGCCAUGGCAGGCCAGCAUACAGAUUUUAGAUUCACAUCACUGUGGGGGAACCCUCAUUGCCUCACGCUGGGUUCUAACAGCAGCACAUUGCUUUGUCAGUCUCUCAGAUCCCUCUCUAUUUGCCAUUCUUUUGGGAUCCUACAAUCUCUCCAAUCCUGGACCAGAGUCGGUACUAGUAAAUGUGAAGCAAAUUAUCAUGCACUCCAACUACACUUCGCUCAUAAACGGCAAUGAUAUUGCAUUAAUAGAACUCGAAAGCCCUGUGAAUUUCACCCAGCGUAUCCAGCCUGCCUGUUUACCAGGAUCCUCCAUUGUCUUCCCUCCCAGAUUGGGUUGUUGGGUUGCAGGCUGGGGGAACAUUAAACCACAAGUCCCACUUCCUGAACCUGAGCUUUUGCAGGAAGUGCUUCUUCCCCUUAUUGACAGGGCUACCUGUGAGGUUCUUUACAGUGACUUUAAAGAGCCUGGGAUGGCGAAUGCAAUAAAAGAUGACAUGAUGUGUGCAGGCUACAUGGAAGGAGGGAAGGAUGCUUGCCAGGCAGACUCAGGGGGACCAUUGCUUUGUCCAUGGAAUGGAGAUUGGGUUUUGGCUGGUGUAGUGAGCUGGGGAGAUGUCUGUGCUGCCCCCAAACGCCCUGGUGUUUACAUUCGAGUUAGCGCUCACACCAGUUGGAUCUUGAGACAUGCUCCAGAAGUAAAAUCUAAUUUCAUUAAUGCCCUAAACUUAACUACCCCUAGCAAUGGAUGUUCCUUGGUUGCUUUUGCUAAUAUAGCUAUGCUUCUUUCAUUAAUUAUCAAUAUUAUAUCUAUUAUUAUAUAUUAACAAAACUUGGUAGAGUAUGUCUGAAUUUGCCUAGAUUGCUUGCUGUAGUUUGUGGAGACUGACCUUUGUCAAAUCUGUAUGACUGCUUGAAGUGGAAAGGACUGAAACUUUGAUUUUGGGUUUUACCAAUUAGAUUGAUAGAUUCUUAUAGAAAUGGCUAGUUUAUAUUAUUAUGAAAAAACAAAAAGUUGUGGUUUGAUGUUAAUGGCUUAUUUUACUGCAACAGAGAGAGUCAGAAGUCAGCACUUCUUUUUCCUAACGCUUCCUCACUUUUCUCCUCCCCUUCCCCCUCAUUGCUUUCCUAUUUACUUUCCUAUUUUGUAUCUUAUUGUGAUCACAUGGGGCAAGACAUAGAAGCCACACAGUCAGCUGAUAGUUCAAACUCCCCUUUAUUGCUCCAACUUUUCCCCAAACAUUUACAGCAAGUCCAGGAGCAAAACGCUCACACACACAUCUCCAGCUGCCUCUGGCUGCAAGUAGUCCAGUGAAACACUGUUAGCACAAUGGCUUCAAGGAAAGAAGUCCAAUGAGGCAAAAGAACAAGGCAUUGAGUCCACGAAGCAAAGGAACAAGGCAAUGAGUCCACAAAGCAAAAGAACAAGGCAAUGAGAAGGCAAGAAGUCCAACGAAUUCCAGACGUUGACAACAGCACACAAAAUUCCAUGAAUUCAGUGUUUGUUCCCAACAAGCACCCCUCCCCAAAGCAUCGCCUUAAGUAUCAGUUCCCAGGUGUGCCUUGUGAAGAGAGGUGGGGUGUUCUCAUCCUGCGUCAUUAGGUUGGCCUGCGCUAUUCCUGCCUCCACACCAUUCUCCAUGCUCAGGGAUCAGGAGGGGGUAAAUUUAUAUCAACUUUUCAUGAAUGGAAGGCAUAUUGGAGUCCCACAGAGGCCUCACUAAACUAACCUGAAUUUUCACAGAAAGCUAAAUUGGUUCCCCAACCUUUCUGGGUUGGCCACCCAGUGGGG
This is a messenger RNA of Pantherophis guttatus, 1931 nucleotides long. NCBI's taxonomy places the organism in Eukaryota, Metazoa, Chordata, Lepidosauria, Squamata, Colubridae. The record is from RefSeq and is a predicted model, not a curated record.